Molecule: messenger RNA, 3277 nt
Organism: Hyla sarda
Lineage: Eukaryota; Metazoa; Chordata; Amphibia; Anura; Hylidae
Gene: SLC28A2
Product: solute carrier family 28 member 2
Exons: 19
Coding region: 236-2218 (660 amino acids)
Biological process (GO): nucleoside transmembrane transport
Cellular component (GO): membrane
Molecular function (GO): nucleoside:sodium symporter activity
Source: RefSeq, a predicted model, not a curated record
CAGCUUUGGACUUUGCUGCCUUUUGAUAGUAUUCUACAGUCUUCACCACAACAGUAAGGAAAUAAGUGCCUGAAACAUUCUUACACACAGCCUGGAGCUCCGUAAGAACAAAAAAUAAUAGAAGAAGAAGGAGGGCCGAGUUAACCUUUUUUAAUAACUAUUCCUGGGAAAGGUGUGCCUAUGAGUAGUAAAGAGAAUCUUGAGUUCAACUAUACUUUAAUGUGGAUACUUUAAAAUGGAAAUGCCGGUGAGGAAUACUGAUGGAAUUUCAAAUGCAGCAUUUAAUGCAGAAGUAAAUGAUUAUGAUGAUGUUGGAAUAAGCGAACCGAAAAAAGAUUUUAUUUAUGAUGAUGUUGGAAAUAGCAAAGAGAAGAAUAAAAAACAAUCAAAUUUUAUAAGCAAAGUGGCCAAACCAUAUGACAAAGCUGCAGAGUUCAGCAAGAAGCAUUCCCAUAUUCUGAAAUUCAUUGUCAUUGGAAUUCUUUGUGCAGGGUAUACAGCCUUCUUUAUUGCAGCAUGUGUACUGAACUUUAAUCGUGCCAUUGCCUUACUGGUGAUCACCUGCGUGGUCCUCUUCUUCUUGACUUAUGACUGCUUGAUGGCACGGUUUGGCAAGCAUAUGAAACAUUUCUUUAAACCACUUGGCCAAUGCUUGAAGAAGAACAAAAUAUGGAUAAAGUGGGCAUUUGCUGCAUUAGUUCUUAUUGGAUUGAUAGUCUGGUUGGCAGUGGACACAGCCAAGAGACCUUCUCAACUUAUAUCAUUUGGAGGUGUCUGUAUGUUUGUCAUUUUUCUCUUCAUUGUGUCCAAGCACCACCGUGCAGUGUCCUGGCGAGCAGUAUUUUGGGGUCUUGGACUAGAGUUUGUUUUGGGAAUUUUUAUUAUUCGAACUGAGCCAGGUUACCAGGCCUUUAACUUUCUUGGUCAACAAAUUCAGAUUUUCCUGAAUUACACAGUUGCUGGCUCAGGGUUUGUUUUUGGGCAAACCUUAGUUAAAGAUGUCUUCGCUUUUCAGGCUCUUCCUAUAGUCGUGUUUUUUAGCUGUGUGAUGUCCAUCCUUUACUAUGUUGGGCUAAUGCAAUAUGUAAUUCUUAAGAUUUCCUGGCUCAUGCAAGUAACAAUGGGGACCACAGCUACGGAAACAUUAAGUGUGGCUGGUAACAUUUUUGUUGGACAGACAGAAGCUCCAUUGCUAAUUCGUCCCUACUUACCACACAUGACAAAAUCGGAAAUCCAUGCUGUUAUGACUGGGGGUUUUGGAACCAUUGCUGGCAGUGUCAUGGGUGCAUACAUUUCAUUUGGUAUUGACCCAUCUUCACUUAUUGCAGCGUCUGUCAUGGCUGCUCCAUGCGCUCUUGCCCUUUCUAAGUUGGUUUACCCUGAAACAGAAGAAUCAAAGUUCAAGAAUGAAGACGGUGUCAAGAUAGAAAAGGGGGAAGAAAGAACUAUACUGGAAGCUGCCAGCAAUGGUGCUGCUGCCUCUGUGGGUCUGGUUGCAAACAUUGCAGCCAAUUUAAUUGCAUUCAUGGCCUUACUUGAGUUCAUUAAUUCUGCUUUCUCCUGGCUGGGAGGAAUGGUGAACUAUCCACAACUCACAUUACAGCUAAUUCUUUCCUACAUCUUCAUGCCUGUGGCCUUCAUGAUGGGAGUAGAAUGGGAUGAAGCAGGUCCAGUCGGUGAGAUGUUGGGGACAAAGAUCAUUUUAAAUGAAUUUGUGGCAUAUCGAAUGCUGGCUGAUUAUAAGGAUAAUCGUCUGCAAGGUCUUGAAGAAUGGAUGGAUGGAUCCAGACAGUGGAUUUCGGAACGAGCAGAGACCAUCACUACCUUUGCCCUUUGUGGGUUUGCCAAUAUCAGCUCCAUUGGGAUCAUGUUAGGAGGGCUGUCAUCUAUGGCUGUGGAGCGCAAAGGGGACCUUGCCAAAGUAGUAGUUCGGGCUUUGAUGACUGGAGCGUGUGUCUCCUUUGUUAAUGCAUGUAUUGCAGGAAUUUUGUAUACUCCAAGAAACACUGUAGACUGCAUACCAUUUCUUGGAGACACAGAAGCUUAUGUGAAUAAAACCUACUCUCUUUAUGUCUGUUGCAAGGACAUUUUUGGGAGCACUGAAAAUAUAAAUGGGACUCUGUCUUUUGUAAGUAAAUGGGAAAAUGUAACACACUCCACUACGGCUCUGAGAAAUUGCUGCUCAUUUUACAACAGUACAGUUUGCACUGGUUUGUAAUCGGCUUCAGCUUUUUAUUUUUUCACUUAAUAAAUGGGACAGACAAACACCGAAUGACAUCAUCAUCAGAAAUGACUGGCAUUGGUAAAACACUUUUUGGGAAAGCUGGUAUCAGCCAUGUGUAUAACAGAUUUAUAUUGUAUGUACAGAAUGACAGCCAUAUCAGCCAUCUACAUUUCAUAUAUAAUACAGUGAAGUGGAAGCUUGCUUUUUGGCUGCACAUAGAAGACACUUCACAUUUUAGGACAGCUGAAACUAUCUGACUGCACUUUAUUCCAAAGAUACAAACAUUUCACUAAAUGUUUAACGGUCAAAUGGGAUGAGGCCAAAUCACUUUGUUCCAAAAUACAAGGAAAAUGCUUGUGUAACAUAUGUAUGUAAUGUAUAUCAGAUACUGUAUGUCAUAAAUGUUAACACUAAAAAAGAGAAAAUCUUCUUUCCAUCAUGUGGGUGUUUACAGGUUUUUCACUUUUUAAAAACUGCAGCAGGACCAUGAUAAAACUCCACCACUGGGAGAGUCAGCACCAAAUGUGGUUCCAAAAUAACUGUCACUUACAUGAUUUACUUUUUCAAUGUGUUUUAGUCACUCUAUAUUUAGGCAGUUUGUGUUUUUCACAUUACAAAUGAUGUCAAAAAAGAAAUCAUUGACCCACAAGAUCUUUGAAUCAUAUGAUGAUUUGUGAUGAAAAUAAACUCCACAUAAUGUACCGACAUUAAAGGUGGAACUCUCUCACUUUUAACUCCCGUAAUACAACACUUUGAUGGGGUACGACUGCUCCAAGAAAUAAUUUCAGGAAAAAAAUCCUUGCAACAGUAAGGCUGGGUUUGUACAGGGUAAAAUCAAAACAGAAAAAUGGCAGUAAAAUACUUUUCAUAGUGGCAUUUAAAAAAAAAAAAUAAUAAUCUAAUAAGACUAAUAAAGUCUGUAGAAAAGCAUCUGUCAGUGCGCCCAUUGUAUUAAAAAAUUGCCACUAAUUCCAUUAUAUUUUUAUUAUUUUUUUGAACUAUACAAUAAAGUGUGUUAAAGGGGUACUCCGGUGAAAACCUUUUUUCUUUUAA